AUGGCCUCGCAGACUGAGGCGGUGACCACUGCUCAUGAGCAUUCCAGUGCUGCUCCGGGACAUGGCAUCACUGAGACCGAACCCGACUCGGCCUCGGCGUCUGCUCCCGCGCCCGCGUCCAAAGGCAAGAAACGUCGUAGCAAGUACCGCCAUGUCGCAGCCUACCACGCACAGCUACGACACUCGAGUCUCAGUCGCGAUGCGGAUGUUACUCCCAGUUUUCUGGGAUUCAGGAAUCUGAUGGUUCUAGUACUUGUGGCCAUGAAUCUUCGAUUGAUCAUUGAAAAUUUUAUGAAAUACGGCGUCCUGAUCUGCAUCAAAUGCCAUGACUAUCGGAAGCAGGAUGUCGUUCUCGGAUCAAUCCUGUUUGCCCUCGUGCCAUGCCACCUUUUCCUGGCCUAUGCCAUCGAACUCUCUGCAGCAGGUGCCGCAAAGCAGACUGUUGGCCACCAGAAAAAGACCGCCGAAGAAAAGGAGCGUGACCAACAGGUCUUCCGAUCGACCUGGCGCUACACGGCUCUACUGCACACUGUGAAUGCGACCAUAUGCCUAGCCCUGACCAGCUUCGUAGUGUACUUUCAUAUCCACCACCCCGGUAUCGGGACACUUUGCCAGUUACACGCGAUCAUCGUGUGGCUCAAGAACUGCUCCUAUGCAUUCACCAACCGUGACCUCCGCCUCGCCUUCCUCAAUCCCUCCGCCGACCCAGGUCUACCAGAGAUCUACGCGACAUGCCCUUAUCCCCGGAACGUGACGCUCAAGAACCUGGCCUAUUUCUGGAUGGCCCCGACCCUAGUCUACCAACCCGUCUACCCGCGCACUACCUCCAUCCGCUGGUCCUUUGUCGCAAAGCGGUUGGCGGAAUUCUUCGGACUCGCCGUAUUCAUCUGGCUUCUCUCGGCACAGUAUGCGGCCCCCGUACUGCGCAAUUCCAUUGACAAAAUCGCCGUCAUGGAUAUUGCGUCUAUCCUGGAGCGUGUCAUGAAGCUUUCCACCAUUUCGUUGAUCAUCUGGUUGGCCGGAUUCUUCGCUCUGUUCCAGGCUCUGCUGAAUGCCCUGGCUGAAGUGAUGCAAUUCGGGGACCGUGAGUUCUAUACCGACUGGUGGAAUAGUUCCAGUCUGGGCGUGUACUGGCGGUCGUGGAAUCGGCCGGUCUAUCUGUUUAUGAAGCGGCAUGUCUACUCGCCGCUCGUUGGUCGAGGCUGGAGUCCCUUGGCGGCGAGUGGCAUGGUCUUUGGCCUGUCUGCCAUUCUUCAUGAAAUGUUGGUGGGCAUUCCCACUCAUAACUUUAUCGGCGUUGCUUUCUUCGGCAUGAUGUUCCAACUGCCCCUCAUCACCCUUACAGCACCACUUGAGAAGAUGCGCGGUCCCCAAGGCAAAACGAUUGGUAACUGCAUCUUCUGGGUGAGUUUCUGUCUGGUCGGGCAGCCGCUGGGAGCGCUGCUGUAUUUCUUCGCUUGGCAGGCCAAGUAUGGCAGUGUCAGUCGAAUGCGCGUUUAA
Penicillium subrubescens is the source of this 1500-nucleotide messenger RNA. Its product is annotated as putative diacylglycerol O-acyltransferase (DgaT). The transcript is spliced from 4 exons. Gene Ontology annotation, molecular function: diacylglycerol O-acyltransferase activity. Gene Ontology annotation, cellular component: endoplasmic reticulum membrane. NCBI's taxonomy places the organism in Eukaryota, Fungi, Ascomycota, Eurotiomycetes, Eurotiales, Aspergillaceae. Bases 1 to 1500 code for a protein of 499 amino acids. Gene Ontology annotation, biological process: triglyceride biosynthetic process. The record is from RefSeq and is a predicted model, not a curated record.